AUGAAGGGCAACGAUGAAGUUAUCCAAGAAUUCAACGAGAUCGUCAACAUGACGGCCUCAGAGCUCGAGAAGUGGCUCAAGUCAGACGAUUCCAACAGCGCUGGCUGGCCAAAGGAGGAUGAGAAUGGCGAGACUGUUGGACAUGACAGCGGUCGCAAAAUUGUUGAGAUCUUGAAGGAGAACCCUAAGAAGGAACCUGAGAAGUACACCGAUGAGCAAGUCCAGCACAUGCGCAAGGUUGUUUCCUACUGCAAGCGACAUCUUGCUCAAGAGACAAAGGCCAACAACGACAAGUCGCCCGAGGAGGUCAAGAAGACCAAGUCCUACGCGUCACUCAAGAACUGGGGUCACGAUUUCCUCAAAGCUCAGGACAAAGAGAACGGCAGUGAGAGGAAGGAAGAGAAAGAGGACAAAGAAGAAGCGAGCGACGAUGCUGAGGAAGAAGAGGGUGAUGAUGAUGAGAAGAAAACCGGCGAGAAGCGAAGAGCGACGAGAAGCCAGACUAGCUCCAACAAGAAGCGUGAGACUCGCAAGGGAGAGUCUACAAAGUCCAGUGAUGACGAGGAAGAGGAGGAAGAGGAAGACGAUGAGAAGGAGGAGGGACAGAAAAAGCAAUCUAAAAGCCAAUCCAAGAAGUCCAAUGGAUCUUCAAAGAAGGAUGAAGAUGCUGAAGAGGAGCAAGAUGGUGAUGAGGGCGGUGAUGACUCAGGGGCAAAGAAGGGUCCUAAGAAGGGCGAGACUGUGAGCUGGAACUGGGGACAGGGACAGCCAAAGGGCAAGGUCUUGGAUGUCAAGGCUGAAGAUACCACGAUCACGACAAAGAAUGGUAAUGAAGUCUCUAGGAAGGGCGAUGAGGAAGAUCCUGCCGUUGUGUUGGACACGGGUAAAAAUAAGGCUAUCAAGAAGGCUCACGAGCUGAACUAG
Fusarium redolens is the source of this 924-nucleotide messenger RNA. RefSeq lists its product as uncharacterized. The coding region runs from base 1 to 924 and encodes 307 amino acids. The record is from RefSeq and is a predicted model, not a curated record. The transcript has 3 exons. Lineage: Eukaryota; Fungi; Ascomycota; Sordariomycetes; Hypocreales; Nectriaceae.